Messenger RNA from Fusarium oxysporum Fo47, 1870 nucleotides. Its product is annotated as fatty acid desaturase-domain-containing protein. Gene Ontology annotation, molecular function: oxidoreductase activity. The coding region runs from base 183 to 1622 and encodes 479 amino acids. Lineage: Eukaryota; Fungi; Ascomycota; Sordariomycetes; Hypocreales; Nectriaceae. The record is from RefSeq and is a predicted model, not a curated record. Gene Ontology annotation, biological process: lipid metabolic process. The transcript is spliced from 2 exons.
AUUAAAGUAAGGUACCUUUACAGUUGAAGGGACACACUUUAAAACUUCAGCCCCCCUUGGCCGUCUCGUAACUCUUUUUUCCUUUUCACCUCCCUUUCUCUUUUUCUUUGACAGUUCUUCUUCGGCAUCUCGACUUCUUGACUCUUUUGUCUAUUGUCGGCCGUGAACCCUCUCUUCUCACAAUGGCGUCCGUUUCGACUUCGGCUCUGCCCAAGCAGAACCCUGCGCUUAGACGCACCGUCACCUCAACUACUGUGACGGAUUCUGAGUCUGCCGCCGUCUCUCCUUCAGACUCUCCCCGGCACUCAGCUUCUUCCACAUCGCUCUCGUCCAUGUCCGAGGUCGAUAUCGCCAAGCCCAAGUCCGAGUAUGGUGUUAUGCUCGACACCUAUGGCAACCAGUUCGAGGUCCCCGACUUUACCAUCAAGGACAUCUACAAUGCCAUCCCUAAGCACUGCUUUAAGCGCUCUGCUCUCAAGGGAUACGCUUAUAUCCUCCGCGACAUUGUCCUCCUGACCACCACUUUCAGCAUUUGGUACAACUUCGUGACCCCCGAAUACAUCCCAUCCACCCCCGCCCGCGCUGGUCUGUGGGCCGUAUACACCGUUCUUCAGGGUCUUUUCGGUACCGGUCUCUGGGUCAUUGCCCAUGAGUGUGGUCACGGUGCUUUCUCCGAUUCUCGCCUCGUCAACGACAUUACUGGCUGGGUUCUCCACUCUUCCCUCCUUGUCCCCUACUUCAGCUGGCAAAUCUCCCACCGAAAGCACCACAAGGCCACCGGCAACAUGGAGCGUGACAUGGUCUUCGUUCCCCGAACCCGCGAGCAGCAGGCUACUCGUCUCGGAAAGAUGGCCCACGAGCUUGCCCAUCUUACUGAGGAGACCCCCGCUUUCACUCUUCUUAUGCUCGUCCUCCAGCAGCUCGUCGGCUGGCCCAACUACCUCCUCACCAACGUUACCGGCCACAACUACCACGAGCGCCAGCGUGAGGGUCGCGGCAAGGGCAAGAAGAACGGCCUCGGUGGUGGUGUCAACCACUUCGACCCCCGCAGCCCUCUGUACGAGAACAAGGAUGCUAAGCUCAUCGUCCUCAGCGAUAUUGGUAUUGGUCUGAUGGCCACUGCUCUGUACUUCCUCGUCCAGAAGUUCGGUUUCUACAACAUGGCCAUCUGGUACUUUGUUCCCUACCUCUGGGUUAACCACUGGCUCGUUGCCAUCACCUUCCUCCAGCACACCGACCCUACCCUUCCUCACUACACCAAUGACGAGUGGGACUUUGUCCGCGGUGCCGCUGCUACCAUUGAUCGUGAGAUGGGCUUCAUCGGCCGCCACCUUCUCCACGGCAUCAUCGAGACUCACGUUCUUCACCACUACGUCAGCAACAUCCCCUUCUACAACGCCGACGAGGCUACCGAGGCCAUCAAGCCUGUCAUGGGCAAGCACUACCGUGCCGAUGUCCAGGAUGGUCCUCGUGGCUUCAUCCGUGCCAUGUACCGAAGCGCCCGUAUGUGCCAGUGGGUUGAGCCCAGUGCUGGUGCCGAGGGCGCUGGUAAGGGUGUUCUGUUCUUCCGCAACCGCAACAACGUGGGCACUCCCCCCGCUGUCAUCAAGCCCGUUGCUUAAGCAGCAUUACGGCGUCGGAUCGGUUAUGGAAUCUAAAAUUGUUUCUAUCAGCGUUGAUUGUUCCAAGUUGGUUUCUGGUUUAGAGAGCUGGACAUGCUCGUUCAUGGGAGUUCUCGCUAUGGCAAUGGCUGAGAUGAUGUGGAGGUUGAAAAUAAUCUGACAUAACAUGCAAAGAUUGAUGAGCAAUAUGAUAGAGAAAGAUAGACGAAGCUCAAUGAAAAAGAACAAACCAUACUGAUUUCCUUGGA